Messenger RNA from Rotaria sordida, 2928 nucleotides. NCBI's taxonomy places the organism in Eukaryota, Metazoa, Rotifera, Eurotatoria, Philodinida, Philodinidae. The record is from the annotation of a GenBank genome assembly.
AUGAGUAAUUGGUCGGAUGACGGCAAACGUAAAAUGGUAAACAAAAAAACAUCAUUCAAAAAAUUUGAUAAAGUUAAAGAAUCAUCGUCAUCUGAAGAAGAAAGUGAUGAAGAAAUGAUUGACAUGCCAACUCGACGUUCUGCUAACAAGAAUGAAGUCAAGACGACCGUUAAUAAUAAACGAAAAAAAAUCCAAUCAAAAAACAUAAAUACCCGUGGCAAAUCACGAAAGAAAGUGGUUCAAACAGGGUUAGAUGGAAAGUAUUGGAAUGAUGUUGCAUCUGAUCGACAUGCCAAUGGAGGUGUGCUUAAUUACCGAAAACUCAAUGGUGAUGAUGUGUCAUCAUCUUCAUCAGAAUCAUCAUUUGAAGAUACAGCUAGUACAUUUUCAAAGUCAUCAUCAUCAGAUGAUGAUGAUGACGAUGAUAAUAAUGACAUUUUAUAUGAAAAUAAAACAUUUAUUACAUGUCGAAGUCCAUCAGAUUCAUUUUAUCUUUGUCAAGUUUUACAAGAUGUUUAUAUAUAUACAAAAAAAAUUCGUAUUCGUUGGUGUUCUAUAGUUGGUGAUAAUAGUGAUGAAACAAAAAUUGGUAUUAAUACACGUUUUCAAGUUGAUUAUAUGGAUACACUUGAUUCGGAUACAAUUUUAACUAGUAUAUCAGAUGUUAUUUAUCACGAUGAUGAUAAUACAAUAUCAUUAAAGAAAGAAGAUAUUGUUGAAACAAAACGUUUAUUAGAAAAAUCAAUUCGUAGUGUAUCAUUUUCAUCUAAUGAUAUGAUGGAUUUAUCAACAGAACAUCGUACAACAAAGAAAAUGGCUAAUCACAUACGUUUUGAAUCAACUAGUGAAAAUGAAUCUAGUAGUUCUUCUUCUUCUUCCCAAUCAUCGACAACAAUUUCGAAAACAAAUAAAAAACGAAAACGUGCUUCGAAUCAACAGAAAUCUCGUAAACAACCAGCAAAAAAACGAGCACGUAAAACAUCGGAUACAACUGACGGUGUCGUUCGUAAACGUGGCCGAGCAAAAUCUACAAUUAAGCGCACAGUUCGUUUAACAAAACGACGAAAAGAAAAAGUUUCUUCUGAAAAAUCUGAUAAUGAAGAUGAAACAUCAAAACCUACGAAAAAAACAAAAAAAUCUACUACAAUACCAAAAGCACAAUUAUUUAAAGUACAUAGUAAUCGUUUACUCAAAGAAAAUACAACAAUAACAAAAUAUAAUAAAGAACCAUUUUUUGAAGACAAUUUAUCUGUACCAUUUAUUUCAUCAUUUAUUCAAAGUAAAUUAACUAUUCGUGCUGUAAUUAUAAAUGAUUCAAAACUUUUAAAAAGUCUUAUUAAUGAUGUUCAUCAUGUUUGUUCGGUACAUGUAACACGUAGUCUUUAUAAUGAUUUAUCAGCAUUACAUUAUGCAAUUAAAAAUAAUAAUAUUAAUAUGGUUAAAAUUUUACUUGAUGAUAUAAAAUCACCGAAAAAAAAUCGAUGUCCUUUUCCAACUAUUUCAAUGACAACACAAAGUACAGGAAGAGCUAAUAUUCACACAUUUGGUUUUCGUACAGCUCCAAUAAUGGCAAGUCGUGGAGCUAAAGAAGGCAAUAAUGCAUUAAAUAAAGAUCAAAUGACUGCAGAACAAGAUCAUAAUGGUACUGAAAUAAUUUCUUAUGGUUUCAAGAAUAAUUGUUCACAUGAAAUAUAUGAUUUACUUUGCAAAUCAUUUGAAAAUACACGUAAUACAAUUUAUGAUAAUAUUCAUAAAAUAAUUCAAGCUGGUCAUCGUAAAUUAGCUGCAAGUAUUAUUGAUGAAAUAAAAGAUAAUACAUUUCAUGGAUUUAAUUAUCUUCAUCAUCAAGUUUUACUUUAUGAUAAUGAAGAUAUAACAAUCAAUCGUGCAACAAGUGUUAUUAAAAAAACUCGAGCUAAUUUUAUGAUAACACCAAUACAUUGUGCUGCAAUAAAUCCCAAUGCAAAAUAUUUAAAACAAUUAUUAAAUACAAUGCCAGAAUAUAAUAUUCUUGAUAAAUAUGAACGUAGACCAAUACAUUUUGCUGCUGCAUGUGAAGGAUCAGAUCCACUUGAAUAUCUUUUAUCAAAACAUGUUAAUUUUAAUGAUGUUGAUCGUGGUGGUAAUUCACCAUUACAUAUUGCUGUUAUGAAUGGUCGUGCAAUAAAUGCUGAAUUAUUAUUACGUACAGCAAAAGAAAAAUCAACAUUAAAUGAAGCUGAAGAUCAGAUAAUUCAUGAAAAAUUUGGUCUUGCUUCAAUUAAUCGUAUGAAUAAAUCACGUUUUUAUCCUUUACAUUUGGCUGUUCUUAAUGAUCAUUUAAAUUGUGUACAAGUUUUACAUGAAUAUGGUGCAAAUGUUGAUAUUUUUACAAGUACAUCAUCAGGAAAAUUAACACCAUUAAUGUUAGCUUGUCAAAAAGGUUAUUUAAAUAUAGUUCAAUAUUUAAUUGAAAAUGGAGCUAAAGUUGAAGCUCGUGAUCGUUUUCAACGAACACCACUUAUACAUGCAUGUAUGUGUGGUAAUGCACAUAUUGUUUCAUAUUUACUUCGUUUGGGUGCUAAUGCAAAUGUAUAUGAUUCAUCAUUAAAUACAGCUUUACAUUAUGCUAUAGCUAAUGGAUGGUAUUUUUGUGUACGAUUAUUACUUGAAGCAGAUGCAAAUUUAAAUUGUGUUAAUUUAUGGCAAACAACUUGUUUAGCAGCAGGAUUUUUAAAAGGACAUUAUGGUCUAUGUGAUUAUCUUCUUACAGAUCAUAAUGUUGAUAUUAAUUUUAAAACUGAUGAUGGUUUAACUUUAGUUAUGUUAACUGUUGGUCUUGAAAUAACAUCAUCAGCUGUAGAACAACUUGAAUAUGUUGUAAUGAAACAUAAAGCUGAUUGUACAACUACUGAUGCUAAUGGAAGUAAUGCUGUAAGUUUUAAUUGA